Molecule: messenger RNA, 627 nt
Organism: Tachysurus vachellii
Lineage: Eukaryota; Metazoa; Chordata; Actinopteri; Siluriformes; Bagridae
Gene: gh1
Product: growth hormone 1
Exons: 4
Coding region: 1-627 (208 amino acids)
Biological process (GO): response to nutrient levels; positive regulation of growth; growth hormone receptor signaling pathway
Cellular component (GO): extracellular region
Molecular function (GO): growth hormone activity; growth hormone receptor binding
Source: RefSeq, a predicted model, not a curated record
AUGCUACUCUCCUGCUGUUCUUCCUCUUCCACAGUGUUAGUGUUGCUCUCUGUGGUGUUGGUGAGUUUGUUCUUUAGCCAAGGCGAGACAUUCGAGAACCAGAGGCUCUUCAACAACGCCGUCAUCCGUGUGCAACACCUUCAUCAGCUGGCUGCCAAGAUGAUGGAUGACUUUGAGGAAGCUCUGUUACCUGAAGAACGCAAACAGCUCAGCAAGAUCUUCCCCCUGAGUUUCUGCAACUCGGACUCCAUCGAAGCUCCGGCAGGCAAAGACGAGACCCAGAAAAGCUCUGUGCUGAAGCUACUGCACACUUCCUACCGUCUGAUCGAGUCAUGGGAGUUCCCCAGCAAGAACCUCGGCAACCCUAACCAUAUCUCUGAGAAGCUGGCUGACCUGAAGAUGGGCAUCGGCGUGCUUAUCGAGGGAUGCCUGGACGGACAGACCAGCAUGGACGAGAACGACGCUCUGGCUCCGCCAUUUGAGGAUUUCUACCAGACCUUGAGCGAGGGAAACCUGAGGAAGAGCUUCCGUCUGCUGUCCUGCUUCAAGAAGGACAUGCACAAAGUGGAGACCUAUCUAAGCGUGGCCAAGUGCAGGAGAUCCCUGGAUUCCAACUGCACUUUGUAG